CUCAUGACACAGGGUGUCGUCCCAUACCUUGGCACUUUCCUCACUGACCUGGUGAUGUUGGAUACUGCAAUGGAGGACUACCUGGAGGGCAAUGAGAUCAACCACUGCAAAAAGAAUAAGGAAUACCGAGUCCUCACGGACAUCAUGCUGCUCCAGGCGGCGGCAGAGAAUUACUGCCUAGAGCCCCAGCAUCCAUUCACGGCCUGGUUCUGGGCUGUGGAGUGGCUCAGCGAGGAUGAUAGGUGAGGCCCAUUCAGGAGCUGGGUGAGGGUCGGGGUGGACUCUU
Lontra canadensis (Northern American river otter) is the source of this 286-nucleotide messenger RNA. RefSeq names its product ral guanine nucleotide dissociation stimulator-like 1. The coding region runs from base 4 to 246 and encodes 80 amino acids. Lineage: Eukaryota; Metazoa; Chordata; Mammalia; Carnivora; Mustelidae. Gene Ontology annotation, cellular component: plasma membrane. Gene Ontology annotation, biological process: Ras protein signal transduction; positive regulation of GTPase activity. Gene Ontology annotation, molecular function: guanyl-nucleotide exchange factor activity. The transcript is spliced from 3 exons. The record is from RefSeq and is a predicted model, not a curated record.